AUGACGGAUGUCUUAGAAGACGCAGGAGCGGAGCCCACACUCGCUCAAAGGCCUGUUUCCGGCGAGAAUUCGCCUAAGCGUACGGUCCUGUAUGCGCGGAAGGGCCCUGGAUCCACGCAGAGACGGGCGGGGCGUCGGGAGCUAGCGGUGCCCAACUGGUUCGACCUUCCCGUGCUGCUUCCUGAGUCACACCCUGUAGCGGCGCGUAUCCAGCGCAAUAUGGUGUCGCGAUUAGGCUCGAGAGAGGAGGAAGAGGAGCGUAAAGUGAGAAAGAUGGGAGCUUUGGUGCUUAAGAACACCACGAGGCGGCGUCAUAGUACGAGAAUCAGGAAACUCGACGGAUUAGGACAUGUAGACAGAAGGAAAAGACUCAGAGAGAAGGUGUGGAAGGAUUUAAGCAGGUUUGGCCUCUGGCCCAUGGCAGGACCGGGUGAUUUUAACGAUCAACAAUCGGUGGAGAAGACGGUGGACGCCAUUUGGAGCCAGUGGCAGGAUAACGCAGAGAAAAUACCAUUGAGUGGUUGGUAUCUUUUUGACGGGCGUGCCUUCGAGGAAGAGUCAUCGAGUUUUGGCUUUUCAGCAACGCGAUUGCAGGCGAAGGUUCAGACCCCCGGACUAAAGCGACGUAAAAGGCUGACGGACUUGCAUCACUUUGUGGAAACUCAACUGCAGAAACGAUUGUUCAGGUCGUGGGAUACGAUUGAAAUCGCAUUUACAGGAAGUGGGGAUAUGACGGUCAAUCAGAUUGUGAAAUUCCUGCAACUUUCGGAUGUUCAACUUGGCAAUAACGACGCAGCCAAAGUCCAAAAGAUACUUGAAGAACAUGAACACUUGAUACGAGGACGGACCAAAUCUAAAGCGGUUUUAUCCUUUGAGGGUUUCCGUCAGAUCUUCCAUCCCGUUGACCCUCUAGAGGCUUCGAGAUGGAAACGUGAGUUCGACAGGGAGAAGUUUCGACAAAGGCAGGAAAAAGACAUUUAUACCCGGGAACUAGAGGCACUGGAAGAGAAAGUUCGGCAACGCUUAGCUACAUCAGCUAAGCAUAUGAUCGAUGUCUUGCAGCAGUUUAAAUGUGACCGAAAAGACAUUCCGUGGGAGAACGAACAACAGCGACAACACAUGCGAUCUCAAUUUUUAGACGUCAUAUUCCGAAAACCACAGCGAAGACGGAUACUCCAACAUGAUACCAGACUGCAGCACUCAGAUUUGACUCAAACGCCAGAAGCACAGACGACGAAUAGUGCUCCUUUAAAGUUAAGUAUCAAGGUGAUCUUGUCGACACUUCUUCAGAAGUUCUCGCGAAAUGGGCACUUCGAGAGCGUCGAGGUUCCCGCGGCGGCAUAUUUGUAUCAUGACUUGGCAGCAGAUAUCAUCAAGCAAAGUAUCCGUCGGUACUGGGAGCAAUUUGAAAUCGACCAAUGGCCUGAGCGACAAAUAAUUUUUCGUUUUCGCAUGAAGAAGCAGAUUUUCUAUGACUGGCGAGCAUUUGCUGAGCGCUCGAGACUCCUGUGCAAAUACGUAUUGCGUAAGUUUGUUGCCUGGAAGUAUAUGACCCGCAAGCUGCAUGAACACUACGCGUUCUAUCGCAUCAGCUUCUGGCCAUUUUACGUUUGGAAGCGUCAUCUCCAGCAAAUGAUCAUUGCGCGUGGUAAAACCGAAUUCCUGAUGAAUGUUUUGCGCACAUAUAUUCAGCUACGAAACUUUCGUGCAUUGAAGCUGAGGUACAAAACGAAGCAAUGGAAUAAAAAACAAAUUACACGCAUGCGAAACAAGAAACUGAAGAAAAUUCGCCGUAUUUGCUGGGCAACCUGGAAAGAUCGAUUCCAACGCUCGCGGUUAAUACGCCAGAUCUGGAAAAACCACGGGAAUACGCUUCAGCAACUACACAAGUUUUACAUGGUGAGGGUGACGUUUUAUAUUCUGCGUUAUUACUCGAUUUUGAAGAGGGAUAUGAAGCAGCGCAAGUACAUGAGCCUCUUAGGUCAAUUCUCCGCUACCGCGAGAGCCAAAGCGCUUGCACAUCAACACCAACGUCAUCAUAAGGGAACAGUCAAUCAUGACCGGGCAGCUCAACAGCGUGGGUCGUUUUAUCCAACUGAUAACGAGCCCUCGAAAGUAUCAGCAACACGCCGUAGUCUCCCAAUGACGACGUAUGAGCCACCUCAGCAUGGAAGAGGAUCGACGGCAGGUGUCAGGAAUACUCGGGGCUCUUUGACGAGAAUUAUGGAGACGGAGUUGGGAAAGAAGAUCAAACGUAAAAGUCGUCUUUACGAUUUGUGUCUCGGGAUGUAUUUGAAAUAUCGCGAACGGGAUCGUAUCAACAUGAUCGGUAAUGUGAUUGCUUAUCGACGCUUUGGUCGUAUCUUUGUGAAGUACUUGCGGACAACGGUACACCAAGGCAAAAUCAACCGUUUUGCUACUGACUUGGGCGCAUUCCACGUGCUGAGCUCUCGUUUCCGUCAGUGGAUGAUAGGCACUGUAUACAAGCUCCCCCCAGCAACACAAGACGGAGUUGAGCCUGUGAAGAAGGAUGAUGAAGCGGAGGAAACUGGAGAAAAAGUUGUUUUGCACUGGCGUGAAGACCGAGAGUGGCGUCUUCUAGCUAUUGCCAAUAACCCGGUUCGAGCUCUACAGCUUCGUCAAGACCUUCUUUCAACAAUGGAGAGCGAUGCCGUGCGAAAAGAAACAAUACGUGGACGGGAGCAACUGCUGACUAAAAAGCAAGCCAAUGAAGAUGCUUUUCUGCGUUUGGAAACCAGCGCAACCUUAAAGAUUAAGGCAGCGCAGAUGCAGCAAGUGCAGCAAAUUAUGCGGCGACGGGCACAUCGUCUGCAUGAUGCGAUGGAUAAUGUCUACGAUGUUUUGCUGCAGCAGCAAGCACGACAACAGCUGAAAUCAAGCUUUCGUAGCCUCCGUGUCGUCGUUAUGAUGAAGUACACGAGUAUGCUGUGCCAUUGUGCACAGAUCCGCAACUGGCUUCGUCUUUGCCAUCGCUUCAUGUACUGGGAAAGGAACAUGGGUGUAUUUUAUAAACAGAAGCUGAAGUAUCAUGCCUUUCAGACGCUAUUGAAGCAUGCUGUCUGGAAGUGGAAGUUCCAGUCGCCAAGACUCUCGCAAAAGCUUCAGCGUUCACAAAAACUCAUGUGGAAGUAUGAGAAUUAUAUGCAAGAACAAGAUCUGUUCGAUGGCAGCUCCGAGUCCUUGCGGCUCGCAGGCACCAGAAACUCACCCGCCAAUUCGUUCCGAAGCAUCUUUUUAAGAUGGAUACAGUUCGCGCAGUGCUCUAAAGCACGAGAAACGAUCGUCAAAUUAUCUCGCCGGAAGCGUGAAAUAUGGUCGAUGCACACAGUGUUUCAUGCUCUUAAGAACCGAGUCAAGGUUAAGUACACCUACGCAGAACGUUGCGCUCUUCUGCCAUAUCUGUGGAGGCAAUGCAUGGUCGAUUUGGAUACGUAUCACUGUAAAAUCAUCGCGUUGGAACAACGAUUACCAUCCUCGCACCUAAGAGCUCAAUUGACUCACACCCGAAAGUUAAUGCGGGAGACAGCGAUCAGCUCUCCAACACUAAAGAAGCUUUUUCAAGACCACGAGAACGAAGUUCGCUUACGAUUGCAAUUGGAGAAGCGAUUAAUGCUGGCUGCGUACAGUGAACGCGCGGUGCACAAACACGCAGAACGUUCAUCCAGUCUUUUCGGUACGACGGCAGGGAAGCCUUUCACGCACGACAAAGUGCCACCGUUCGGCAGUAUCAGUGAAGUUGGUAUCAUUUGCGGCAAGAAAGUGGAUGGGAUCUGUGUCGUGCUCAAGGCAAGCGGACAAGCGAAUAUUGAAGGCUCGAUACAUGGGAAUCCGUUCGGAACUCAUGAGGUCUUUUCGCUGGGCAGAGGUGAGAAACUCGUUAGCAUCGAAGGUUUUGCUUCCCAGUCAAUCUAUGGACUACGCUUCGGUACGAGUGUCGGGCGGUAUUCAAAGUGGUUUGGCCAUUGUGAGAAAGGGUCGAAAUUCGAGGUCCACAGCGACUUUUUCAGCAAUCGAGAAGAAAUUGUGGGGUUCUUUGGACAUGCCGACAACGCUUCUAUCAAUUCUUUAGGCGUUGUGAUGAGGCACACGACCAUCAAGAACCCGUUUGAAGGCUUGUGGGUGCUAAAAGACAAUCACACGCAGCACAAUAUGCUGCAGCAGUCCCCACAUCGAGGAUCAGUUGACGAAUUGCCAUUAAGCGAUCGACAAUUCGCCUAUUUCCUGCAGGUUCGUGCCUGCGAGGUGUUGAUGAUUAUGGAGAGAGCACAUUUAUUUGCUAUCCGCGCGUACAAAAUCGAAGACACGUUGCCUCCUGCGCUUGGGAACAUGCGGAUCAUUAUGGCGAUGGCUCGGUGGAUGCUCAACGCGCUUUCGCACGGAUUGGUCCAGCGUACUGAGCGUGAGGAGGAAGGAAAGCAGAUUCUGAUAAGUGGACAAGAGAAGUACGCUGUCGGAGAGAAGCUGCUGUCUGACGGAACAAACACGAUGCAGAUCGUGGACGGAUUCCGCGAUUCUGCGGGUCAGCUGGACGCAGCGACACUUGGAGUCAAGAAGAUCAUCGAGUUGAAGGACAAGAUGACUCAGGCUCAGCAGCAAAUGGUACAGGGUGAACGACUGAGAGAUGAAGGCCAGCACGAGAUUAUGAGAAGUCAACGAUUCCUGCCACAUCUCCCGACUACGAAGCGCAUGAUCUCCGCUAUUCGGACGAUGUACAAGGUAGUGCAAACCAAGGACGAGAUCGACCACAUGAAUCCAGAAUUGAGAUCAUUUCUUCUGCUCAAGAAAAGUGGAAGAUCCGAAGGUGAAGCUCUUUGA
This is a messenger RNA of Phytophthora infestans T30-4, 4836 nucleotides long. RefSeq lists its product as uncharacterized. The record is from RefSeq and is a predicted model, not a curated record. Lineage: Eukaryota; Oomycota; Peronosporomycetes; Peronosporales; Peronosporaceae. The coding region runs from base 1 to 4836 and encodes 1611 amino acids. The transcript is spliced from 7 exons.